Messenger RNA from Cladocopium goreaui, 1538 nucleotides. The record is from the annotation of a GenBank genome assembly. NCBI's taxonomy places the organism in Eukaryota, Dinophyceae, Suessiales, Symbiodiniaceae.
UACCCUGCAGAGCAUGACCCAUCAGGGUAUUUGUUGGGUGAUGCAGUGUUGCAUCUUGAUGAAAUGCUUGGUCAUACCAUCCUGGGAAAACCAAGUGCCAAUCCUAUGAAGGAGAAUACCCGUAGAGACAAUGCCUUGAAAGAUGGAACCAAUCUCAAGUUACUUUUGAGCUACAUUCGCAACUCGUCAGGGAGGCAUGAUAAGGGAAGGCAUGCCGAGAUCACCUAUCUCAAAGAGCUUGCAUCUUCAAAGCACAAACCCAAACGGCGAUCCAGUGGGAGUCAGGGCAGUACACCAGUUGCAUCCCCAAUGUCACCGACAUCUUCAACGGCUACUACAAUUGGGUUGGAUGGUCAGUCUUUGUACACAGACAAGACUGGAAGUGAGAACAGUCCAGCUGAAAAUGUGGAACCGCUUUGCACUGCGACAGCUUCUCUCGAUGUCAUUGACCGAACCUUGAUGCUGCUUGGGCUGGAUCCUUGCACUGCCUGUAGCCAAGACCUGUUGGAACGAGUUGAGGCGCGUUUCCCUCGGGAAGUCUAUGCGCAUGUCUUGGAAGAAGAUGUUGGGCAAGCUGAACCAGUGCAUGACUGUGAUGAGAUGGAAGGUGGUGAUGUGGUUGAAUCUACACUGCAAGUCGUGGAGCCACCAGCACAUGUGGUGGAUCAUGUCCAACCAACAAGUUUGGUUUCCCCACCAAUGGCAAUGGUGUGUGUGGAUCCAACCUUAGAAGGGCCAGUGGAGGAGGUUGUGCAUCCCCCCGUGGUGGAUACCGAUCAUGUGAAAGAGUCUCAAACUGGUGCUAGUAUGGAGCCUCCGAGGCGUCGCUACAGGACGAAGGCCCCGGCCCUUGAUCGACCUAUGACAUCAGAACCCUUACAGCCACCACAUGGCCCUGAGGGAUCUAUGUCAUGCCCACCAGCCGUGGUAAAUCCCCUCGACCAACUGAAGCUUGUUGAGGCCCAGCGGCCCAAGCGAGCUGCGGGAGCAGUCAAGGACCCGCCGGCUACCAAGAAGGCCAAGACCGAUGCGAAGAAGGACGCCGCACCUCUGGCAGCGGGUGACAUGCUGCCAGUUCCUGAAGGUAUGCCAGAAGAAUGCAUGCCACCUGAGAAGCGUGGCAAGUUAUCAUACACGAUUCAGAACUCGAAGACUGCAGCCAAAGUGGAAGUCCUUCUCAAGCACAAAGCAUUUCAUGUUGUCAAGAUUUCAGUCGUUGACCACAAUGGAGCGCCUUUGACGCCCCCAAUCGUCAAGCAGCGUUCCUGGAAUGAUGACAUUGCUGCGGCAUGGCAGGAAACCAAGGUGGCGUGUGGUUGGCGCAGCUAAGAUGAAACUUUGCAGGCUCUGCAUUUUGCAAUUAUUUUAAUGACACAUCUAUGAUCAGUCCCUUUGACCACGCUAGACAACUGUGUGGUGGGAAAUCUUGAACAAGAGUGUAUCGAGAAUCUUGGGGUAGAAGAAGAACAUGUGGCAAUCAUGCAAUGGUCAUGACACUAUGCCACGUGGACGGGGUUGCAGAUCGACACAUCGAAAAA